This is a messenger RNA of Nerophis lumbriciformis (worm pipefish), 474 nucleotides long. RefSeq names its product arginine vasopressin (gene avp). Gene Ontology annotation, cellular component: extracellular region; secretory granule. Lineage: Eukaryota; Metazoa; Chordata; Actinopteri; Syngnathiformes; Syngnathidae. Gene Ontology annotation, molecular function: neurohypophyseal hormone activity. The record is from RefSeq and is a predicted model, not a curated record.
AUGUCUCACUCCGUGCUCCUCCUCUGCGCCCUGGGACUGCUCGCCCUCAACGUCGCCUUCUCCUCCGCCUGCUACAUCCAGAACUGUCCUAGGGGGGGCAAGAGAGCCUUGGCCGAGACUGGACUCAGACAGUGCAUGUCAUGUGGUCCUGGUGAGAGGGGGCGCUGCUUCGGCCCCAAUAUCUGCUGUGUGGAAGGCUUUGGUUGCCUACUGGGCUCCCCAGAAACAUCUCAUUGUUUGGAGGAGAACUACCUGCUCACCCCCUGUCAGCCUGGGGGGCGAUCCUGUGGAUCCGAAGGUGGUCACUGCGCCGCUUCGGGCCUCUGCUGCACCUCUGAGAGCUGUGCAGUAGACUCCUCCUGCCUGGGAGAGGCUGAGGCUCAAGAUCAGGCCCAAACCUCUGCAGGGGGCUCACCUGCAGAGCUGCUGCUGCGCCUGCUGCAUGUGGCCACCAGGGGGCAGACUGAAUACUAA